AUGCCCAUCGCCGUCACCGCGGUCUUAUCGCCAUCACAAUUGCCUACCUUCCCUGGUGUCUUCGAUACCCGCAGCCAACGGAAAUACUUUCCAGUCCUCCACGACCUCUCGGCUGCUUUACGACCUUCGGCUGCUCCACAACCUGUCAGCGAGGAGGCUAUCUGCAGGAACACUGAGCUGCUUCCUCCCUCCACCCUGCUUGAUCUCCAGAAAGCUUUGACUACUUGGCAACGGCUUUGUGCAUAUAGGCUACUUGUAGCCAAGCAGAUCAUGGGGAGUCAGAGGGCCAUUGUUUGGCCUGGACAUUUCCUACUCAUCAGCCGACUACUCUACUGUGAAUAG
Drepanopeziza brunnea f. sp. 'multigermtubi' MB_m1 is the source of this 342-nucleotide messenger RNA. NCBI's taxonomy places the organism in Eukaryota, Fungi, Ascomycota, Leotiomycetes, Helotiales, Drepanopezizaceae. The record is from RefSeq and is a predicted model, not a curated record.